CACGUUCCUCCGAUGUUCAGGCGACACAGACAAGUGUGUUCACAGUGUGCGGAGCUACAAGACUCAGCUGGAUUUAAACUGGACUGAUUCCCAACCCUCUGGCCAGAGGAGCAAAGUAGUGACUAACGCUUCAUCUGAAUAGCAUGGAUGUCUCAGAGGACGACUACUAUUACCAUGAAAACAUCAGUUUCAACUUCAGCUAUGAUGACUACCCCACCCUCUGUGAGAAGGGUGAUGUCCGUUCCUUCGCAGCCCUCUUCCUACCGAUCAUGUAUACCGUGUGUCUGGUGGUGGGACUGGCUGGAAACACCUUAGUCGUGGCUGUCUACGCCUACCACAAACGCCUCAAGACCAUGAUGGACACCUUCCUGACCCACCUGGCUGUGGCCGACCUGCUCCUGCUCUUCACGCUGCCUUUCUGGGCUGCUGAUGCGGCGAGGGGCUGGGAGCUGGGCGAGGCGGUAUGUAAGAUCGUGUCGGCCUGCUACACAGUCAAUUUCACCUGCUGCAUGCUGCUGCUGGCCUGCAUCAGCAUGGAUCGCUACUUGGCAUUAGCCAGGGCGCACGGUGAGGACCGAAGAGGGCGGCUGCAGAGGAUAUUCACCAGGAGACACUGUUGGAAGGUGUGUUUAGUUGUUUGGGCGACAGCUUUCAUGCUCGGUCUUCCUGAUUUAAUACUCUCAGAAGUGAGAUGGGCGUCUAAUCGGAGCGUGUGUAUGGCCAUCUACCCUCCAACAAUGGCUGGAGUGGGGAAAGCUGCACUGGAGAUGACAGAGGUGCUGCUGGGAUUCCUGCUUCCUCUCCUGGUUAUGGUGAUCUGUUACUGGAGCGUAGGCCGAGCACUAAAGGUGCUCCCCAUCGAGAGCAGAGGCAAGAAGUGGAAGGCUCUACGUGUUCUCCUGAUAGUAGUGGGGGUGUUUGUGGUCACUCAGCUGCCUUAUAAUGUGCUGAAGUUGUAUCGAGCGAUGGACUCAGUCUACGCCUUAGUGACCCACUGUGGUACGAGUAAAUUGUUGGACCAGACGGCUCAGGUGACUGGGAGCUUGGCCCUCACUCACUGCUGCCUCAACCCGAUCCUGUACGCCUUCAUGGGGUCCUCCUUCAGGCAGCACAUGCUGAAAGUGGCCAAGAAGUUUGGCGAGAAGAGGAGGAAGAGGAGGCCAAAUCCUGCAGAGGAAGGCAUGGAUAUGUCAUUUAACUCCCACAGUGCAUCCCAAGAGACAAACACAUUCUCAAUAUGAGUUACCACUUGUGGCACUAUGUUGGAAAGUCAUUAAGUUGUACAUAUUUUUGACGUUUUAACUCUCAAUUCCCUGCACACCAUAAACAGGAGGUUGUUACUGUUAAGUCUUUUCCUCCUCCAGUUUAUUAAAAAUGAGUUCAAGCAAUAUAUACAUUUUUUUUGUCUCUGUCUGUACUUUCAAGCAAUAAAGAACAGUAUGUUUUUUUUCUCUCAA
Micropterus dolomieu (smallmouth bass) is the source of this 1457-nucleotide messenger RNA. RefSeq names its product atypical chemokine receptor 4a (gene ackr4a). Gene Ontology annotation, molecular function: chemokine binding; chemokine receptor activity; scavenger receptor activity. NCBI's taxonomy places the organism in Eukaryota, Metazoa, Chordata, Actinopteri, Centrarchiformes, Centrarchidae. The transcript has 3 exons. The record is from RefSeq and is a predicted model, not a curated record. Bases 144 to 1241 code for a protein of 365 amino acids. Gene Ontology annotation, cellular component: membrane. Gene Ontology annotation, biological process: chemotaxis; G protein-coupled receptor signaling pathway; immune response.